Molecule: messenger RNA, 5203 nt
Organism: Girardinichthys multiradiatus
Lineage: Eukaryota; Metazoa; Chordata; Actinopteri; Cyprinodontiformes; Goodeidae
Product: RNA binding protein fox-1 homolog 2-like
Exons: 13
Coding region: 1030-2403 (457 amino acids)
Biological process (GO): nervous system development; regulation of alternative mRNA splicing, via spliceosome
Cellular component (GO): cytoplasm; nucleus
Molecular function (GO): mRNA binding
Source: RefSeq, a predicted model, not a curated record
UACUAAAGGUAGAAUUUGAUUUAAAGAAUUUGGACCGUGGGGAGCAAAGCAGCACCUCUUCAGGGCUGCCCUCCUCCCCAUAAACACACCUCCCCUCGGUGAAAUGUAUGGAAGCACUGCGGCAGACUGCGUGUAUUUGCAGGCUGCAUGGCUGCCUGGCUCAGCGUUCAAAGGCAGAGCGGAAGAUAGGAGGAGGGGAAUGACUACAGCAGGAGAGGAGGAGGAGGGAGGGUGGACAGUUUCCUUUCUGUAACACACGCCACAGGAACACACCGCCGGGGAAAAAACGAGGAGAGGGAAGAAAAUAAUAACCAAGAGAGCGAGAAGGAAGCACCGCAGCCCCUCCGUCUGUGCGCCCGUCCUUUUUUUGUUGGCUCUUUUUCCGUUUAAGCCCCAGAAAACGUUUUCCCCCCUCUUGCGGACUAACAUGGACAAAGAGAGCUCAUGAGGAGGACUGACUUUCAGUGAACCUCUUCUCUGGAGCUGAUAGGGAGGAAAAAGGCGACGGGGAAGACAUGUUUGAGGGGCUCUUCGUCUUCUGGUUACAGUAGGCUGCUGUCGGUGUUCCACUCUAAACACUCGGCUCCGGUAAGAGUAGAGGAGGCUUUAAAAAACGGGGAAAAUGGAAAGUGAGCUCUGCAGCCAGUUGGUGUGUGUUUAAUUGGUUUUGUUAUGGUCUGAAAUAAGGCAGGCCUCUGAGUCAGCCCGGCAGUAAAUAAAUACACGGAGAGCAGAGAAGGGGCUACCUGCUUAGCUUCCAAUUAAAACUGCUUUUUAUUUUACAGGGACAGUUUCAUAUUUGUUAGAGUAAAAACAAAGCAGGCUUUUAGCUAUUUGUUGCUAAAGAAAUUUACAAACACACCAACUCUUUAUAGGGUUUAUACAAGGGCCCAAAAAAAUCGUGCCCUAUUAAGACGUUUUUCUUUAUCCUCCACCGUCAGGCUUUAGGCACGGAGGUGCAGAAAAUUAGGGUAGGCGAUCUUAGCCUCGGUUUAGUUCGGGAAAAAAAGGAACAAAAGAUUUUUUUAAAUGUUAAUGUCGACCGACGUCGCAUCCAUCAUGCUGCCGGUGUCCCGGGCUCUCCUGGACCGGGACAGAGAGCUGGACACCAUGGCCGGGGUGCACGCCAACCCGGGCGGCGCUCCGGCGGCUGUGCGGGGCAUGAAGCGCGGGGACCCGGAGCCCGACGGCCAGGCGGCGGCCGCGCUGGUGGACGCGGCCGGGGCGGAGUGCAAGCGGCCCCGCAUCGAUGGCUCUGGAGGGAUCGGCGAGGUUGGACAGAACAACGAUCCUUUGACCCUCAGCUACCAUGGAUACCCAUCUCACAGUCAGGGCUCUCAGGAUAGUGCUGGCGGUCAGGAGGGACUCGUACCCCCACCCUUCUCUGCUUUCCCACCUCCUCCGCCUCCGCCUCCUCAGAACGGCCUGGCUCUGGAUUACGGGGGCAGCCUGUACGCAGCAGGAGCUGUGCAGGGCCCCGUGGAAGCUGGUGGAGCAGGGAACAGCGUAGCCAACGCCGCCAACAGCCUCAGUGGGCAGUCUGAUGGCUCCUCUCAGAUUGACGGGCAGUCUGGAGUUGGCUCAGGUGGAGGGGGUGGCGGUGGGGGCCCUGGCGACGAUUCAGAUGGCAAGGGGAUGCCCAAACGUCUCCAUGUAUCUAACAUCCCGUUCCGCUUCCGAGACCCCGACCUACGGCAGAUGUUUGGGCAAUUUGGCAAAAUCCUUGAUGUUGAGAUCAUCUUCAACGAGAGGGGCUCCAAGGGCUUUGGGUUUGUUACAUUUGAGACAAGCGCCGAUGCGGAGAGGGCCAGGGAAAAGCUGCACGGCACGCUGGUGGAAGGACGUAAAAUCGAGGUCAAUAAUGCCACAGCCAGAGUGAUGACGAACAAGAAAAUGACCACACCGUACUCUAAUGGAGAGGGCCUCGCAGCACUACCAUAUGCUGGUUGGAAGUUAAGUCCUAUGGUUGGAGCCAUGUACAGUCCUGAGCUCUAUACAGUUCCAGGGUUCCCGUACCCGGCAGCAGCAGCAGCGGCUGCCGCCUCCACUGCUGCAACCUUUCGGGGAGCUCAUCUGCGAGGGCGAGCUCGGCCCGUCUACAGCACAGUCAGAGCCGCUGUUCCACAACCUGCAAUCCCGGCGUACCCAGGUGUGAUGGCCUAUCAGGAUGGUUUUUACAGUGCAGCUGACCUCUAUGGCGGCUAUGCAGCGUAUCGUUACGCCCAGCCGGCUGCUGUAGCAACUCCUGCAGCAGCAGCCGCUGCAGCUGCAGCUUACAGUGACAGCUAUGGACGAGUUUACACGACAGAUCCCUACCAUGCUGCACUGGCCCCAGCAGCCUAUGGUGUUGGAGCCAUGGCUACGCUCUACAGGGGAGGCUACAGUAGAUUUGCCCCUUAUUAAAAGACACUACAUGUCCCAGGAUCUCCCCUCUCCCAUUGAAUUAUUCCGAAAGAGCUCCCUCUGUUGUCCUGGAGGUGGACUGCGUCCUGUUUUAAAGUGUGGAGUUGACCACAGCAAAGCUAUUUUAGAUCCCACCCCAGAGCAGUCCAUCUUUUUCUUAUCUAAGCUUCUACAAAAAUAGAGGAAUGCUGUAUUAAAGACUGAAGGUUCGCCUUUACAUGAAAAAAAUAAAUAAAUUGACUGAAAAACGGCCACCUUCUCAAUUGCACGGCUGUAUUAUAGUCUCCCCCUGUUAUCCCCUCGGCACUCAGCAGCACAAGAUUUCUGGAACGAAGCACAGGCGUUCUUCCAAAGGCUGUAUGUGGAUAAUGGACAUUUGAGCAGCUGCCUUAGAAGGAGCCGAGCGCCGGCUGGCCUGCACACAGUCUGUGGAAAAUGAGAGGGAAGCAGUCUUGAGAGAGGAGUAAGGUGCCUUCAAAGAGAGCACCAGAAGAAGAUUUUUGAACCAGAAAGAUGAAAUGAUAAAAGCACCCACUGGUGGAUUUUAGAGUCCGUCCUCAAUGUCGGCAGAUGGUAAAUGGAUGCGUUCCAUUCGUGCUGCGUUCUGCUAUGAGGAAGACUGAACCCAGCAUCUUGGAGAAAUGAUGGAAAGCUGAAGGAGGGAGGGUUUAUUAGAGCUGUUCCUUACCUCAAGUUUCUCUUUGUAUGUGGAAAUGGUAAACCUUUAAACUUAAAAAAAUUGUUAUGAUAUGCAAAGAAAUUAGUUUAGAGAAACAAAGUACCAAAUUUAUUAUUACUAUUAUUGCUAUUGUAAUUAUUCUCAUUCUUCUUAAUAUAAAACCAUUAUUUUGUUUGAGACAGCUGCACCACUGUGGUGGAGGUUCAUCAAUGAAACCUUGGGGGGUGGGGGGCAUAAAAAAAAUGCAUCUAUAUUAAAAACACUCCACUCUUCAGUAAUAUACCAACUAUAUCUCACAUCUUCUCGGUCAUGCACAGAAUUUCAAAACAUCAUCUGUGUGUGGCCAUCACAGAACACUGCAAAAAGUGCAACACUACACUGUAAACAUUUUCUUGUUAAGUUUACAUCCAGUUGGAGAUCAUCUUGCAGCCCCAGGGGUUGUUCAGGUUUCUGGUGGUCUGUUUCAUGUAGAGCUCUAUGAAUUAGACUUUCCCCCUCAUUCUUCAUCUUUUAUAGAGUCCAGCAAUGGAUGAGUCUUCCUGAAACAUACUUUAGUUGGUAAUUGCGUUUUAAGAUGCUGCCAACAGCAAUUACUGAGCAAGACAGAGAUUCCGUUGGUGAGUUGAUAGUAAAUAUUUAAAUGCAAAACACAUUACUAUUGUGCAUAUUUCUAUACUAUUGUACCCUAUAUUUCCAAAAUGUGGCUUUUCUUUUGGCUUUUUUUUUUUUUUUUUUUGUUCCAAAGAUUUGUAGAAAGCACAUUUUUCUGCCCUAUCAAUAUAUAUAUAAAAAUAUAUUACCUGUAAUAUUAUCAUGCUAUUAUAGCUGUCUUUAUUUACGUUGUUUUCAUUCUCUGCCUUUGUUUUUUGUUUUUUUUUUUUUUUGUGUUUUUUUUUUAUAUAUAUAUAUAUAUAAACGUGUGGUGUUACUUCUCUAGUAAGGUGCAAAUUUCAACUUUUUGGUUCGGAUUAAAAUUAUUGAGCUGAGAGCAUACAUCAGUAGAGUAAUUUAAAGGUAUGCAGGUAACGUCACCAAAGUGUUUAUUAUUUGUCUUUUUAUUUUUUUAAUUGGUCAUAGGAUUUGUUAUGACAUGUAAUCAUAUUUCACAAAUACAAAAAGUGCUCAUUUUUGUUUUCCGUUCCGUGUCCAUACGCCAUUGGGGUGAAUGAGAAUAGGUCUGUGGCGCUUUCAUUAAAUCAGUUUUCUUUUUUUUUCUAUUACAUUAGUAUUUUGCUUCCUUUGAAUGAAGACUCCUUAUCAUUUCAGUGGAUUGUCAGUUUGAAUGGCUGAAAGUGUUUUUACUCAAGCUUAUACAGGUUGCUGUUCUGGCUCGUUGAAUCAUCUACGUUGUGUACAAAAGGAUCGUUUCUUAACUGCUUUUUUUCUUUUUUGGUAGGUUUUUUCUUUUUGUUUGGUUUUUUUCCCUCUCACUUUUAUAACUCUUGAGAAAAAAACGUGUUGGACAGUCACAUGUUUAGUUUUUGUUUUUUUAUUAUAUAACAUUUCUACUUCUUCCCUCUGGUUUGGUAUUUAAUUUAGAAUGUGCUCUAGAUUAAAUAAAAAAAAAAAGGCGCCAGCCAGAGAUGUUAAGUUCCCAGCAUGUUCUGGUUCCCAACUUGGAAAAGUGCUAGAAAAAAAAAUACACGAAGAUUGUCUUUUGGAGCCACUAAUGGCAUGGACAAACCAGCAUGAGUGAUAGUUGUCAUGUUAAAAAAAAAAAAAAAAGGGAAAAAAAAACGUUUUGCAUGAAUCUCGUGAGUUUUCAUAUUCGAGUCCUGCAGCACCCUCCAUCACCACCAACUUCCUGACGGGCAGCUAGGGGCUCGGAUCUAGCUGACGACAAAGAGCACAACGUUGUUGGCAAAAAAACAAACAAAAAAAAACACCGGCUUACAAACAAAAUGGCUGCUGAAAAACAUCGGAUAUGGCAGCUUCAUUUUCCUGUCAUAGCUUUCUUUACCCUGUAUUAUAGAAAACUGUCGUCCUUCUUCAUAGUUGUUAUGGUUUCUCAAUGAACAGUCCCUUUGUCUUGUCUGUAUACCUUUGACUGCCAUUGGUUUUUCUCCCUUUUUGUUAUUGAAUGUCCAUAUAAAAAUGUUUUAUAUAAAAUGUUUUGUUGUG